GAUGGCGGCACCGGCUGCAGCGGGGGCGAGCGCGGCGGGGAAUCCUCCGCGGAGUGGCCGCGGCCGGGCCUCUGCUGCGGGGAAGGCCGGUUAUUGCUGGAGUAAAAAAACAAUGCUGUGGAAAGGAGCUGCCUGACCUCCCACAAUGCCCCUUUCUGACUUUGUCUUAGCACUGAAGGACAACCCAUAUUUUGGGGCUGGGUUUGGCCUUGUCGGGGUGGGCACAUUCCUGGCAGCAGCCCGUAAGGGGGCCCAGUUUGGGCUGGUGGCUUUCAGGCGCCACUAUAUGAUCACCUUGGAGGUGCCCUGCAAGGAUAAGAGCUACCAAUGGCUGCUGAACUGGGUCUCCCACCACGCCAAGCACACGCAGCACCUCAGUGUUGAGACAUCAUACCUGCAGCAUGAAAGCGGACGUGUCAGCACCAAGUUCGACUUUAUCCCCAGCCUCGGGAAUCAUUUCAUCUGGUACCGCAGGAAGUGGAUUCGCAUCGAGCGCAGCCGGGAGACGCAGAUGCUAGACCUGAACACGGGGACCCCCUGGGAGUCCGUCACCUUCACUGCACUGGGCACCGACCGGGAGAUCUUCUUCAACAUCCUUCAGGAAGCCCGGGAGCUGGCGCUGCAGCAGCAGGAGGGGAAGACCAUCAUGUACACGGCCAUGGGAGCAGAGUGGCGCCAGUUCGGCUUCCCCCGCCGCCGCCGGCCCCUCAGCUCCGUGGUGCUGGAGGAAGGUGUGUCAGAGAAGCUGGUUCAGGACGUGAAGGAGUUCAUCAACAACUCCAAGUGGUACCAUGAAAGAGGGAUCCCCUAUCGAAGAGGCUACCUGCUGUAUGGUCCUCCUGGAUGUGGGAAAAGCAGCUUCAUCACAGCCCUGGCUGGGGAACUGGAGUACAGUAUCUGCCUGCUGAGCCUCAGUGACCACAGCCUCUCUGAUGACCGGCUCAAUCACCUCCUGAGUGUAGCACCACAGCAGAGCAUCAUCCUGCUGGAGGAUGUGGACGCUGCCUUCGUCAGCCGGGAUCUUGCUGCUGAGAACCCAGCUGUGUACCAAGGCAUGGGGCGCCUGACCUUCAGCGGUCUCCUCAAUGCGCUGGAUGGUGUGGCCUCCACAGAAGCCAGGAUUGUCUUCAUGACCACCAACUACGUGGACAGGCUGGACCCAGCCCUGGUGCGUCCUGGCCGCGUGGAUGUGAAGCAGUACGUGGGCCAUUGCUCCCGCUGGCAGCUCACCCGCAUGUUCCAGCGCUUCUACCCCGAGCAGCCCGCGGCUGCAGCCCAGCGCUUCGCGGAGCAGGCGCUGGCAGUCUCCAAACAGAUCAGCGCUGCCCAGGUGCAAGGCCACUUCAUGCUUUACAAGACAGACCCUGAAGGAGCCAUUUCAAACAUAAGCUCCAGCCUGCUGUGAUCAGGGGCAGCUUUCCCUUGUGACACUGAGAUGACUGGACAAAGAUUUGACGAUCAUGCCAUGAAGCCACCCACCUGCACAGGCCAGGUCUCUGUUCACCUCUACCUCUCCUAUGCCUUGGUUUGGGAGAGUCAGAGCUGCCAGCCUCACUGCAAGGGAGGGAAUCUGGCUCUUGCUGCUCCCCAGACUUGGGUGCUACUGCAGCAGCCCUGCUCACCAGUGUGUGCCUCAUGUUGGGAUUGCUAUAAGCUACCAAGGCUCCUGGUGUGAAUCCCCUUCCUUGUGGGUCAGCCUGGAGGUGCCCCAGAAGGGCAUUUCCUUUGGGCAGAACAUUGGGGUUCUUCUACACUGCUAAAAGUGUCUGGUUUUUUUAAAGGACAGUGGUCUCACUGGUCUGUGAAUAUCCUCUGUGAAGUGCACAACACA
Messenger RNA from Zonotrichia leucophrys gambelii, 1831 nucleotides. It is a transcript of the gene BCS1L, whose product is annotated as mitochondrial chaperone BCS1. Gene Ontology annotation, biological process: mitochondrial respiratory chain complex III assembly; protein insertion into mitochondrial inner membrane from matrix. NCBI's taxonomy places the organism in Eukaryota, Metazoa, Chordata, Aves, Passeriformes, Passerellidae. Bases 146 to 1405 code for a protein of 419 amino acids. Gene Ontology annotation, molecular function: ATP binding; ATP hydrolysis activity. The transcript has 8 exons. Gene Ontology annotation, cellular component: mitochondrial inner membrane. The record is from RefSeq and is a predicted model, not a curated record.